UUUCUUGUCUCAUGAGUCUUAAGUCAUUAAUGCCCAAACUCUCAGCUUUGGGGAGGAAGAUUGGUGAUUUGGUUGACCCCCUUGAUCUGUUUGGGCUGCUUGAGGGUUGUGAUACUCACCUUAAGGUAUGGUGCAGGCAUACAAAUUGUAUUUGCCACCAGUAAGUGCUCUCCAAGCUUCCACAGAUCAAGAUCAGGAAAUGCUUACUGUUCUGGACCAAAAAUUGACACAAACUUCCUCAGGUUAUUUCCAAGUAUAGUAGGUGGAUAAUUGUAAAUAGGUACUCAAUAUCAAUAAAUAUAUAAUGUAUGGGAGAUAAUUUCUUUAAGAUGUGAUAACUGCAAACAACAAAAAUGGAAAGGCAUGGCCUGGACAUGAUAACUUGAAUGCAGCCACCAGGAUCUGGACUAGAUUAUAGCCCUUUCAGUCCAAUGGAAUUUUGGAAGGUAAUGUAUUGAGUAACAGGCAGGUGCUGUUAAACUGAUGAUCAUAAUCUUUUCUACACAAUGUGGAAUCAUGGCCUUAAGUCCCACAACUUUGCAAGAUUUCGAACAGACAUUGGACCAAGCAAAGAUGAGUCUGCGCGAGUUACGAAUAUCAUCGGAUGCCUAUUUCGUAUGUUUGACCCAUGCUCUCUCCACGGAGAGCUUAGAAGUGAUGGGUCUCCUCCUAGGAGAUCUGGACUCGGAGGACGUAUGCCGGGUGUGCUCGGCCAUGGUGCUGGUGCGCUCCGACAAGCGCAAGGACCGGGUGGAGAUCUCGACGCCGCAGCUGCUGUCGGCGGCGCGCGAGGCCGAGCGGCUGGCCGCCGAGCUGGGCCGCACAGUGCGCGUGGUCGGCUGGUACCACUCGCACCCGCACAUCACCGUCUGGCCGUCCGUCGUAGACAUCAACACGCAGGAAUCGUUCCAGACGAUGGACAGGGGCUUUGCCGGCGUGAUAUUCUCGGUAUUCCCGAACCGACAGGGCGGCGAGCGGGUGCAGGCGGCCUGUUUCCAGUCGGCGCGCGAGGCUGGCGGUGAGCUGAAGCGACGCGAUAUACCGCUCCGCAUCGAGUCCACGCGCACGUUGGCGGCCCACUGUCUGAAGGCGUUGGUCCGGCUGCCGGAGACGCUCUGCGAGGAGGAGGUCACCGCCUUCGACGCCGUCCGCGCGGCCACCGAGGGUGACACCCUGACGGAGAUGCACAACCAGGCAGUGCUCGUGCGCAACACCACGCAGACGCUUGGUCUGCUCACGCUACCGCUGGUGCGCUGGUUCGAGGACCGGCUGAUGCACAACCAGCGCACGCUGCAGCGGUUGCUUGGCGAGCGCGACGCGCUGCUGGCGCGGCUGCGCGAGGGUGACCGGGACGCGGCGGAGAGUGCGCGGGUGUGCGAGGAGCGGACGCUGGCGAGGGUUAAGUGCGAGAGCGACGCGGACGCGGAAGGGGGUGGGGUGGAGCCGCGGCGACGGCGGGCCGUGGUGAAGCUGGAGCCCUGCUCGGGGGCCGUGGUGAAGCAGGAGCCCUGCUCGGGGGCUGUGGUGAAGCAGGAGCCCGGCGCGGGAGCCGUGGUGAAGCAGGAGCCUGGCGCGGGGGCCGUGCAGCCGUCCGCCGGCGGCGCCACCGGCGUCCCGGCCUGA
Molecule: messenger RNA, 1623 nt
Organism: Pollicipes pollicipes
Lineage: Eukaryota; Metazoa; Arthropoda; Thecostraca; Pollicipedomorpha; Pollicipedidae
Product: lys-63-specific deubiquitinase BRCC36
Exons: 9
Coding region: 484-1623 (379 amino acids)
Molecular function (GO): protein binding; metallopeptidase activity
Source: RefSeq, a predicted model, not a curated record